Messenger RNA from Gymnodraco acuticeps, 4960 nucleotides. RefSeq names its product sema domain, immunoglobulin domain (Ig), short basic domain, secreted, (semaphorin) 3E (gene sema3e). The record is from RefSeq and is a predicted model, not a curated record. Lineage: Eukaryota; Metazoa; Chordata; Actinopteri; Perciformes; Bathydraconidae. Gene Ontology annotation, biological process: axon guidance; neural crest cell migration; positive regulation of cell migration. The transcript has 17 exons. Gene Ontology annotation, molecular function: semaphorin receptor binding; chemorepellent activity. Bases 1016 to 3385 code for a protein of 789 amino acids.
CUGAGCCUGCCUGGGAGACACAGCACACUUAAUCCAGCUGCCUGGGAGGGAGAGCGAGAUCUCAAGACAAUCUAGAAAGAAGGAGCAGGCAACUUGCAGCUGAUACACACUCCCCUCAUUACCAACCACACACUCACACACAGGCUUUUCCUCAGACACACCACACUGGGCAGGUGGCCUCUGCUCAGAUCAGUAGCUGUGGUAGAAACCAUCUUAACUGACUCACUGAGGUUUGGAUCCUCCCUGACCGUGGAAGUGUGAGCAGAGUUAGGAGAGCUUCACUUUCCUCCCCAGUGCAGAGGGACUGCACGCCAGGCACGAGGCUCCCCUACUCCUCCCCUCUCCCACUCUGCCUUUUCCUGGGCUAGCGUCCAAAGCAUGACUGGCUCUAGUGGACCCACAAGGAGGAACGCAGCCUGAGGAUACAGUAAAGCAGCUCCAGCCCUGCCUGCCUGCCUGCCUGCCUGCCUGCUGGGACACACAAAUGCAUUGAGUUUUUAAAAAUCAGCUCACACACCUCUGUGGGAUUCACAGACUUGAGGUUUUUUUUUUUAUCAACAGAUAAGGAAGACUGGAUUUAAACUGGGCAUAAAGACAGACAAACAAACAGACGGACUGACAUAUGGACAGAGAGCAGUGGGCACUGCGGCGUGAAUGUAGCAACUGGACCUCUCUUCGCUGUGGUUACUAAGACUAAAAGAAAGAUAACAACCCGAGCACUAUCCUGUCCACAGAGGUAGUGGGUGGAUGCAGCUCUCAUCACACUGCUAUAGGGGAAAGCAGAGACUGUGUAGAAGCUGCAGAGAUAUAUCUAGUUGAUCCACACUGUGGUGAUCUUCAGAUAAUGGAGUGUUACCUCCAAGUAGACUUUUGUUGGAUUGCUUUCUGCUAAUAAAACCUGUUUGCAGGAACUUGCAGUGAAGACUUAUUUUCUUUUCAUGGACUUUACUGUCCGUGUUUAUUGGACUUGCAGGAUACCUGUGUAGACAAACGUGGAGUGUGUGUAUUAAAGAGGAUGGCAGAGUGCAUAAGGACUGUGUAUUUCACAAUGAUGCUGCUGUAUCUUGUUCUGCUGGGCACGGCUCACACUGCCCAAAGCAUCUACCCAAGAAUACGGCUUUCCCACAACGAGCUUUGGCAGCUGAACAGGACCUGGGUGUUCCAGGCACAUGGAGCAUCUCUUCAGCCCCAGACCAUGCUGCUGGAUGAGAGCCACGACAGGAUUUAUGUCGGGGCCAAGAAUACUCUGUUCUCCCUUAGCCUGGACCAGGUUAACACACACCACAGAGAGAUCCAGUGGGCCACUACAGAAUCUCAGAUUGAGGAGUGUUUGAUGAAGGGGAGGGAAAAGUCGGAGUGUGCUAACUACAUCAAGGUCCUGCAACAGUACAACCAGACCCAUCUGCUGGUCUGUGGAACGGGAGCCUUUAACCCAGUUUGUGUCCUGGUCAGAGUGGGACACACAGGGCAGGAUAAGCUGUUUUCUCUUGAAGAAGACAGCAUCAUGAGUGGCAGAGGACGCUGUCCAUACGAUCCUAACAGUCCCUGUACGUCUACACUCUCCAGAGGAGAGCUGUAUAUUGGUCUUUACACUGAUUACUGGGAGAAUGAUGGUGCUUUCUGUCGACUGAACAACCAGACCUACACGCGCACUGAAAGAGACGACAGGCAGCAACUCAAUGAACCUAAAUUUGUGGGGUCGGCAGUUAUUCCAGACAACGAUGACAGGGAUGAUGAUAAAGUGUACUUCUUCUUCACUGAGCGAGAGAUGAAUGCUGAAGGACUGAACAAGGCUGUGUAUACUCGUGUUGGGCGAAUCUGUGCGAAUGACCAAGGAGGACAGAGAAUGCUGGUGAAUAGAUGGAGCUCCUUCCUGAAAACUCGUCUUAUCUGCUCUGUGGCUGGACCAAAUGGCAUUGAUACACACUUUGAUGAACUUGAGGAUGUGUUUGUGCUCAAGAACAAGGAUGGCAAAAACCCAGAAAUCUUUGGCCUAUUUAGCACAACAAGUACGGUGUUUAAAGGUUUUGCAGUGUGUGUCUAUCACAUGGAUGAUAUAAGAGCAGCCUUUAACGGUCCAUUUGCUUACCGGGAGAGGCCUGAGCAUCACUGGACACCUUAUGAGGGUAGAGUCCCUUACCCUCGACCUGGAUCUUGUGCCAGUAAAGUGAACGGUGGUGGCUUCUCCAGCUCUAAGGAGUUUCCUGAUGAGGUUUUGCGGUUUGUGCGUUCGAAUCCUGUGAUGUAUCGUCCAGUCCUUCCCCAGCAUCAAAGACCUGUCCUGCUGCAGACAGAGGGCAGGAGGAAGCUGACCCAGAUCGCUGUGGACAGAGUCCAAGCCCAGGACGGACACUAUCAUGUUCUCUACAUCGGAACCGACGACUCAGUGGUGUUGAAAGUUAUCACCAUUUACAACAAAGACACAGACUCUAUGGAGGAGGUGUUGCUGGAAGAGCUGCAAGUAUUCAAGGUGCCAGCCCCAAUAAGGGAAAUCAUAAUAUCACCGAAAAGGCAACAGCUGUAUGUGGGGUCGGAGGUGGGUGUGGCUCAGGUCAGACUGCAUCAGUGUGACCUCUACGGCUCAGAAUGUGCUGACUGUUGUCUGGCCAGAGACCCCUACUGUGCAUGGGAUGGUCUAACCUGCUCCAGAUAUUACCCUGCUGGAGUCUACCCUAAAAGCAGACGAUUCAGGCGGCAGGAUAUUCGCCAUGGCAACGCCGUUCAGCUGUGCAAUGGGCUGCAAAUGGAUGAUGAACAACGACCCAGAUCUGAGGAGAGGCUGGUUUACGGUGUGGAGAGCAACAGCACUUUACUUGAGUGUGUCCCUCGAUCACUUCAGGCCAAGGUCCUCUGGUUUUUACAGAAAGACGAAGAGAAACAUGAGGUUCGAGGUGAUGAGCGAGUUAUAAUGACCACCCACGGGCUGCUGUUUUUACGAGUGAGAAGCUCCGAUGCUGGUGUGUACGUGUGCCAGACUGCCGAACAUGGAUAUGUGCACACAUUGUUACGUAUCUCUCUCCACGUGCUCAGAGGGGAGAGGGUGGAGUCUGCGAUCAACAGGGCUAAUGAUGGGGACGGAGAGAAAGCUGCAGCUCCAUGCCCCUUCUCCUUGGGCCCCCUACCAGGCCCCAGCAGCAGCCCCAGGGCCCUGGUGCCAUCCUCAGUCCCAGGCCCCCACUCCAGGCUGUGGUACAAGGAGUUUCUCCAGCUGAUUGGCUACGGGGAUGCCCAGAGAGUAGAAGAGUACUGCGAGAGAGUGUGGUGCUCCGAUAAAAAACGUAAAAAGGGCAAAAGGAAGUAUGUUUCUCCAGGUGGCGAGAAGAGAGGGAAAGGAAGAAGAGAGGAGAACUCCCACCGAGUGCCCAGGCAAACCUUGGACGCCUGAGGAGAGCAGAGAUUGACUGCACACACACACGCACACACACACACACACACACACACACACACACACACACUCACACUCACACUCACACUCACACUCACACUCACACUCACACUCACACUCACACUCACACUCACACUCACACACACACACACAGUCUAAAGGUCAGACUCACUCUGUGUUUGCACCAUGUAAAAGGUUUUAACAUUGCUUACAACAUGAGCAGCAACAGAAAAACAACAGUAGCAGGCUGUAUAGCUGUAGUAGCUUCAUUACAUAUCAUUCAGUAGUUUAACCAUGAUGUUUUCAUUGAAAAAGCAGCAUUUUGCCCUAUGUGUGUGGUGUUUACUGAUUAUGUGGCGCAGACCCUGGGUAAAUACUAUAAAUGUCAGAGUCAGAGCAGAGGCCCUGGGAAAACGGACGACUGUUUGGCGAUGUUGCCUCGGACUUGAAGAGAAAAAUUAUAAUAUUUAUACUCCUGUGGACUGAUCCAGCCCGAUCCAACGCACACAGAGACUGCCCUAUUUCUCCUUCAAUGGCUCAAUAUGACAAACUCUUAGUAUAUCUAUUAAGAGAGAAAACUAUGAUAAAGCUAAUGGCCUUUUAAUCUUCUUUUUUGUACUAUUAUAACUUAUUUUCUUGGUCUUUACUUUGAGUUCUGUAGUUGUUUUUAGAUGACAUGAACUGGAAAAUGUUGUGCUAUUGUUUUUGUACAGUGAAAAAUGAUACUGCUAAUUUGAUAUACAGUAAUGUGGUCACAGCUGUGGUGGGUGUGGUUAUAUUGACCACAAUGCAUACAGUAAGAUAUUGCAAUACCACUAAUAUGGGUAUUUGAGGCAUGUUUUAUUAUAAUUAUGCCCCCAAUGGAAAUAAUUACUAUUUAAGCACUUGUGAAAACUGUAGAUGAAAAGUAGGCUGAUCCGUAUGUAUUGUUGUUAUUCUAAGUGUCUACAUUUAUAUUGACACAAUUGGGGUCAAAUGUAUUGUGUGUAUUGUAUAUUGUAUUUAUCAACAAAUAUCACAGUGUUUUUAUGUGCACAUCUGGUAAAUAACUGUAUUCGAAAAAGUAAUCCUUCUCAGCUGGCUACUCCAACCUCUCUCUUACUCUUUCUCCCCCUCGCCUCCCACCCCCCUUAAACCAGUCUGUCCUCUUUUUGGUUGUUUGUUAUUGUGUUGCAGAUGGGAUUCAUAAUCGCCACUACAAAAUAGAAAUGUAGAACACCACAUUACUUUAUUAUUAAGAGCAUUUUUAGGAUGACCAUACAAGCAUGCCCUUAAAAACUGAUGAGUCAGUUUCAUGAAUAUGCAGUUCAUCUGAGAUGACACAUCAAACAAUCUGAUGUUUCAGUGAAUUGUAGCAGCUAAAGAUAGAGUAUGGAGGAUCACCUCUUUUUCAUGCUGUGCCUUAUUUAUCUCUUAAUUGUGUCACUGUAGAGUCUGCCCUUGUUGUAUUCCAUGUAUUCAUAAUGGGGUUAAAUGGAAUGUUCCUCAACUAACAGCUUUGACUGAGGUUGGAAAUGUUGUGUCUGCUAUGCCCCUUCUAAAUACCUGUCAUUAAAAAAAGAUGGCCGACCCUUU